Molecule: messenger RNA, 3227 nt
Organism: Pecten maximus
Lineage: Eukaryota; Metazoa; Mollusca; Bivalvia; Pectinida; Pectinidae
Product: non-symbiotic hemoglobin 2-like
Exons: 3
Coding region: 672-1337 (221 amino acids)
Molecular function (GO): oxygen binding; heme binding
Source: RefSeq, a predicted model, not a curated record
AUAACGGGUAUACCUUAGAUCCAAGUCCUAUCUAUUGUAAGAUGCUGCCACAAGACGAGCGUUCGAUUGAUAUAGUAGCGUCAUUGCCACUCUACUGGAACGUUCAAUUGAAUCGUGUCGUAAAUAGUUAUGCAUUUAUGGACUUAUUCUAAAAAUAACCCACGUCGCACGGACUUAAAACAUUUCAAAUACUUACGAUAAGUAAAUGUGAAAUUUUGAACGUGAUUUUUCAUUUUUUUUUGUGGUGAUAGGAGGGAAACUAAACAUGAUGAUGUAAGCGGACAUAUCGCUGCCGUUCGCAGGAUUGAUAUAUGUACAUAAGUGAACUGCAUGUGUUGUACACUACACUAGUGGGCGGAAUCGGCGAUGAAUCUGACCAAUAGCGUCACACUGGCCAAGUUGUUUUUAUAUUUCUUAAAGCAAAUAUGGAAUGUUUCGACUCAGAUGCGCAUGUUUAAUUACAUGUUAUGAUGACAUAUGGGAUAUGGCCGGACAAUAACAACAAAGAUGUGAAGACAGACAGAAGCAGUUUUAAUAACGAACAAGUUUAUUUACCUGUGAAUAAUCAGAAGAAAGAAUAUUUCACAAACAUAUGAAUAACAACAUUAAUAAUUGGUGUUUGUGAAAUUAUUAUGUGAUAAUCACAAUCCGCUAAUGAUAUAUAUGUGUAUAUGGUUUGGGUAGAGCCGAGUAACCUGGACAACAUGGGCAACGUACCUGGCCAAUGUAUGGGGCGGAACAGGAACAGACUUAGUACAUACCUUACACCGGCCGAGAAGACCAUCCUCAAAUCUUCGCUCGAGUUCAUAAAGGAUGAUCUACACGACCUUGGCGUAAUCGUCUUUGUGAGGUUUUUCGAGACAGAGCCAAAGCUGAAGCGCCUGUUCCCAAAGAUCGUGCGUGUGAACGAGAACAAUGAGCUGGAACUUGAGAUGGACGGGGAGAUGCUGAGGAAGCACGGCCAUAACGUGAUGCACACCCUUGGUGCUGCCAUAGAAAACAUGGAAGAAAGCGACUUUAUGAACACAGUUAUCAGAGCCAUCGGUUCUACACAUGUGCGGCGGAAGGUCAAAGGCAAAAUGCUAUACCACCUAUGGCCGUCGUUGGACUACGGACUCCGGGACAUGUUGCAGGAGCGAUACACGCGAGAGGUCGCCGCCGCGUGGAAGAAACUGUUCCACUAUACCAUCAACCAGAUGAGGAGGGGAAUGAAGGCCAACAAAGUUCGGAAAGUAAAUACAGAACGAAAACACAGUCACGUGAACGAGGCAAAAUACAGAACGAAAGCACCGUCACGUGAACGAGGCAAAAUACAGAACGAAAACACCGUCACGUGAACGAGGCAAAAUACAGAACGAAAACACCGUCACGUGAAUGAGGCAAAAUCAGAUCAAAAUACAAAUUAACGAAACUAUAUGAUAUUUUAUAGAUGUAUAGAUAGGAGAAUAUCUUGGUUGAUUUGGUAGGUUUAGAGGUAAAACAUGGCUUUGACUGGAUAUAGGGAUGUAAAUAUGUACUUCCAAGAGGCAUGAACAACAUUACUACAUACAGUUGCGAGAAUUACUAUGUUUGAAUGAUGUGAUGGCUUGGUAUGCUUAAGUCAUUAGAUUUGAUGCUAUGAUGAUUGACGGUCUCCCUUAGUGCGACAAAACAAUUUGUUAUACUUUAUGUCUUGGAAGCUUCCUUGUUAUAUCGUAGGUUGUGAUGCUCUGUGGUAUUCGUAAAAUCCGGGAUUUAUGUUUUUUAGCAUAAAUCCAAUGCUUUCUAUAUUCUUAAACAUGCACGACACGUCAUUGUGAUUUGGUAGUAAGAAAUCAGACAUGCACGGCACGUCAUUGUGAUUUGGUGGUAAGAAAUCAGACAUGCAUGAGACGUCAUUGUGAUGUGAUAGUUAUUUAUCCCAUAACUACGCUUGUUUCACAACUGAUAUGGCACGUGAUAACAUUCGUAGCAGUGUGUUAUUGUUUUUGUUUACACACCACAGUGUGUAACAACUUUCCAAGCCUCCGAUUGGUCAUUUUUGACCCCAACAAAUCUUAUUGGCUAACCUCUGGCCUUUGACCACGGACUAUUUUUACUACUCUCACUUAGACUUCUAUUUGUUUUGGUCGUCUGUCUUCCAAAAAAUCAACAUUACAUGGACACGUUUUGUGGAUUUGUCGGUGCUCAACAUAACUAUGUUAGAGGGAUGUCCUCAUGGAAAUGUCGAUGAAUCUGAGGUUUGAGUCGUACGAAAUAAAAUUUGAUGAUGGUAAAAUAGACGAUGUACGGAAGCGAGAUGCUGCAUCGAAUAUAGGCCUAGCGAACCAAAAACUAACACCCCACCUCCCCCUUGAUUCUAGAUAUGCAGGGGACCCCUAUAGCCAUGAAUGAAUUAUCAAAACAAUGAACAGAUGCAAUACAAAAUGGUUAAAUCGCUGUCUCUAAUCGUAGUCAUUUGAAUGAAACGGUCACGGCAUCUAACGUAGGCCUUCGCCUAGAGCUUCCCUUUCAGUUGAGUGUCAUUCGGUACGGAUAUUGUACCAACAACAACAAAAAUCAACGAAUAAACACUUUCUUAUCAUUCCACUUACUUUUAUUACGAAUAUAUUUAUCCAAAACACAAAAAUGUAAACAUCAUCUUGAAACUUUUGUCUCAUGUCAGUAAACUGAUGACAUUUCGUGUAAACACACUGACAAACGUAAAAUACAUAUUGCUCAGCACUCCAGCUCGGCUUCCGAAAUAUUUGUUGAAAUGCACGAUGUCUUGAAUGAAUAAAUCUCAGAAUGAACAUUUACCAUCACAAUAACCAGUAAUAGCAUACGUACGAAAUCAAGGAUAGGACCGAUAAUUGAAUCUGACAAUGAAUAGUCUGAUAUUCAGCGGUGACGUUCGACUUCGCGAUGACGGUGUCGUCUUCGAAUGUUUUGAGCGGAGUCAUUUAAACAAGUUACCUAUUAAUAAAUCACACGGGCACAAGGAUUGUCAAACUAAUAUUUCGUUUUGUAAAAUAUUAUCAUUUACAAAUGUAGUACAGAAGAUAUGAGUUGUGCAUCUAAAAAUAGAUGAUAUUCAGAGAAGCUUUCGUUCAUAACGACCUAUAUUUUGUCGCGUAGGUGAUUUGGUUAACGGAAUUUAAUUGCUACGUUGGGAGAAUUUGAACUUGUUACAUUGAUAAGUUAUGGGAUAAACAAGUUCCCCUACUCGUGACCAUUGUUCAUCAUUUUUGUCCAACUCUCGUUAGUUA